AUGUCCUUUGUCGACCUCAAACACAUCCCCUGCCCUGCCGGAGACAGGUGCACCGCAUUCCAGUGCCUCUUCCAGCAUAAAGAUGACAGGGAUAAGUUGGCGGCUCCUUCAGUCCCGGCACUUAACACGUUAGCAACGUCGGCCAAGAGGCCAACGGAUACCACGACGGAUGCAACCCAGGAUGGCCCUCGGAAACGUCUGAAGGCUGCUCAAGACGUCAAGGACCCCACCAAUCCUGCAAGAACACCUCCUUCUGUCAAACUCGCCUCAAAACAUGACACCACCACAUGGAGACCAGAUGACACUUCUUCAACUCUCGCCCGGCCCAUCUCACCUCCACCUUUAAAUCGCCCAUCCUCCUCCUUCCCGGCCGGGAAGAAGCUGCCCCAGUCCAACCUAUCCGCACCUUCCUUCGCUUCGUCUGACCUCAAAAAGCCGUUAAAUCACUCUGCUCCCACUAGAUCCUCUCCUUUAACUGCAGUGAAUCACCCGCCCAAACGCAAUAGCAGCACCUCAUUCACUACCUCUAAUCUAAACUCAACUUCAGCCCAGCAAGGCACCACUUCUCUGAACACUCCUUCAACACCCACCACAUCCAACACCGAGCAACCACCUAAGCCCAGAAAGCCAGAGGCUCUUACCCCUCGUUUACUCAAAUCAUCCCCAGCCAAGUUCGAUAUUCGAUACAAGCUCGUGCAGAUGCUACACGGCGAAUAUACUCGCCUCAACAACGAACUCAAGAAGACCGCCAAAGACGCCGAAGAGAAGCAACUCAUUCUCACAGACCAAGACCUCAUCUGGAGAGUCCUUGACGAAGAGGAGACCACCGCUAUCGAGAAAGGCGCCAUCUACUCAAACGUAAUCAAGAACAAAAUCAUGCAGUACAAGAAGAUGACACUGCUGCAGUGGAAGGACGAGAGGGUCGUCCACUGCCAUCAGCAGACCCAGAAAGGCCCUCACAAGAAGCCGCUUGGGUCUCCCAAGAAGAUUGUAACUGGGCUGACACCUGCGCAAGAGGUCCAGCUUGUGCGCCACCUCGUCACCCCCAUUGACGGUCUCGCCGCCCAUGGCUACGUUUCGUCCGUUCCUACCGAGGCCGACAUCAACAAGGCCCGUGAGGGUCUCGAGGCCGCCAAGGGCUGGGAGAAGUGUGACCGCUGUGACAAGCGCUUCCAGAUGUUCCCUGGCAGAAGAGAAGAGGACGGUGCCCUUGCUUCCGGCGGCACUUGCACUUUCCAUUGGGGCAAAACCUACUUCCCCGAGCGCCAACUCGGCGACAGAUCCAAGCAACAGAAGCGCUACCGAUGCUGCGGUCAGGCAGUUGGAGACUCCGCCGGCUGCUAUACCAACCCUCAUCAUGUCUUCAAAGCUUCAGAUCCCAAGCGACUGGCCACCAUCCUCAACUACGCCGAGACGCCUGCAAACCCUCAUGCACCUUCCGAUAGAGCUGUGUGCUUCGACUGCGAAAUGUGUUAUACGGUUCACGGCCUCGAACUCGUCCGUCUCACAGCCACAGCUUGGCCUACUGGAGAAGAGUUGUUGGACGUCCUCGUCCAACCGGUCGGCGAGAUUCUAGACCUCAAUUCACGAUAUUCGGGUGUUUGGCCUGAAGACAUGGCGUCUGCAGAGCCAUGGUCCGCCAAACGAGAAGACCCUACCCCCGCACAAGCCAAGAAGAUGGCUAGUCCCAAGAAGACCAAGAAGAAGAUGAAGAUUGUAUCAUCUCCCGAGGUGGCACGCGACCUCUUCUUUUCUCUCAUCGCUCCCGACACCCCUCUCAUCGGCCACGGUCUGGAAAACGAUCUGAACGCCGUCCGCGUCGUACACCCCACAGUCAUUGACACGGUCCUUUUGUUCCCCCACAAGCACGGCCUCCCGUAUCGCCAGGGUCUGAAGAUGCUCAUGGACAACCUCCUCAACCGCAAAAUCCAGGUUGAGACAGCCGGCAAGGUCCAAGGUCACGACAGUGCGGAGGACGCUAGGGCUGCGGGUGAUCUUGUUCGUUUCAAGCUCUUGGAAGAAUGGAAGAGCAUGAAGCUCAAGGGCUGGAAGCUGAAGGGCAAUGAGUUUGUGCCACCUGGCGGAAAGGUGGACGACUUCCAUGACCAUCUGACAGUGGAGUUCCUUGAGUCUGCCCUUUAG
Colletotrichum graminicola M1.001 is the source of this 2142-nucleotide messenger RNA. Its product is annotated as exonuclease. NCBI's taxonomy places the organism in Eukaryota, Fungi, Ascomycota, Sordariomycetes, Glomerellales, Glomerellaceae. The coding region runs from base 1 to 2142 and encodes 713 amino acids. Gene Ontology annotation, cellular component: nucleus. The transcript has a single exon. The record is from RefSeq and is a predicted model, not a curated record. Gene Ontology annotation, molecular function: exonuclease activity; nucleic acid binding.